UAGGGCCCAAUGUUGAUAAAAAAAAGGUUUGUCAGAAUGCAAAUUCGAGAAGCUUCACUCAUAAUCACUAAAGCACUGCCUUUUAGCUGUUUCACACACAGGGAAGUAGAGGCAAACAAGUAGCAGAGGAUCUCAAAAGUGAAUAAUGUCGAAGCUAUUUGGAGGAAAAAACCCUUUUGAUGAUCCAUUUUUCACUGAACCAUUUGGCGUUUGGAACGACCCGUGUGAUGGACAACAAGGCGCUCGGAAGCAAAUCACCAUUGAAGAGCUAAAUCCUCAAGGUGAUGGUGAUGGUGGUCAGGCUCAAGAAAACUCUGAACCAAGAAAAGACUUGGUUGUUAACAACAAGAAACCUAGUAAAAAAGCCAAUGGGAGCCACAGAUUCAGCUACCGUAGAGUUGCUUAUGGUGGUUUAAAUGGAAUGUACUAUACUUGCUCUGAAGGUAGAAUGACUGGUCCUGAUGGGGUGGUUCUAGCAGAGAUGAAAGAAGACGAUAAGACGAUCGGGGAGUCCCUGCACACAAUCUCCAAAGGGAUUCACAACAAGGGUCAUUCUGUUACAACAAAGCAUAGUUCAGGUGGGCGAGAGGACACACUGCACACUUUGCACAAUCUCAAUGAAGACGAGCUUGGCGACUUUGAACAAAACUUUAAAGCUAAUGCUGAUAAGUAUUUGCCUGGAUGGGAUAAAGGUUUCAGCUUGCUGGAGAAUCAAGGGUCGAUUAGCAGCUUGUGGGAUGAGUUUGCAAAUUGGAGGGGCUUGGGUGGUUGGGAACAUCCAGCCCUGGAGUACUACGGCAAUGCAGGACCGGUGGAGCAAGUCGGUGAAUCAGGGGAAGAUUCUUCUAGGAGAGCCAGAAGAAGCGUCCCAGUGGAGUAGAGGGAAGGCUUCCUUUGAUGAUGAAAUUAGUGGUACCACUUAUAUACUACCAGUGUAGCUACCUGCAUGUUUUGACCUCUUCUAUUGUCAGUGCUUAGUGUCUCUUGUUGGUUGUUGGUUCGCGUUGAGCAUGUUUCAGUGAGAUUAUGUGUUAAAGACUGGAUAUGAUAAGAAGUCGAUGGUAUUAAGGCUCUCUUCCAGCGACACUAUAACAAAAAUAAUUUUUAGCGGCAAUAAAUAUACAUAUUAAUAAAGAAUGCUAGUCUUUAGCAGCAUUAAUUAA
Messenger RNA from Solanum dulcamara, 1163 nucleotides. RefSeq lists its product as uncharacterized. Lineage: Eukaryota; Viridiplantae; Streptophyta; Magnoliopsida; Solanales; Solanaceae. The record is from RefSeq and is a predicted model, not a curated record. The transcript has 7 exons. The coding region runs from base 146 to 880 and encodes 244 amino acids.